This is a messenger RNA of Mizuhopecten yessoensis (Yesso scallop), 7719 nucleotides long. Its product is annotated as prolactin regulatory element-binding protein-like. Gene Ontology annotation, molecular function: GTPase activator activity; guanyl-nucleotide exchange factor activity; protein binding. Gene Ontology annotation, cellular component: endoplasmic reticulum membrane. The transcript has 9 exons. The coding region runs from base 7 to 1239 and encodes 410 amino acids. Gene Ontology annotation, biological process: protein secretion. The record is from RefSeq and is a predicted model, not a curated record. Lineage: Eukaryota; Metazoa; Mollusca; Bivalvia; Pectinida; Pectinidae.
GGCAAGAUGGCCGACAAAGGUGGUUUGUUGGCAAGGUCCGAGUUUCCACUUUAUGUUGUUAAAUCUUUAGACGAAAGACAUUUUCUUGUAGCUGGCGGUGGUGGGGCUGCAAAGACUGGUAUUGCUAAUGCAAUUGAGGUGUAUGAGGUGGAGCUUCAGGAUGGCAAACUACAAGCGGUCAGUAUCUGUAGACACGACACGGGGUCACAGGCCAUCAUGAACGGCUCCAACGUCUAUGAUGGAAGGAACCAUCAGUUUGCAGCAGGACUUGAUGAUGAAUGUCAUGUUUAUUCACUGAAAUACAAAGUUGUUUCUCCAAAGAAAAAACCUUCAGAAGAUGGAAAUUUACGAAAAAGGAAAGGAGAUACCUCUGAUGAUACUCCAAACAGCACUGGAAAGCAAAUCAUGUUUGAAAUUGACAAAAUCAAAAGUACUAAGACAGAUUUCAAUAAAGACAGCAGCUUUCAAAAGGUUGCCCAGAUCAGUCCAAAACGAAGUCUUAUAGCUACAGGAGGUACUGAUGGUUACCUCAGGGUGUGGAAGUUUCCAGAAUUGGAAAAAUUGUACGAAGUUCAUGGCCACAAAAAUGAUAUAGAUGAUAUUGAUAUUAGUCCACAAGGAGACAAGAUAGUGACAGUGUCCAGAGACCAUUGUGCCUGUGUGUGGAACUCUAAAGAUGGCAGCAAGAUCACCAAUCUCAAGUGGCCUCUACAGGCAGACGAACACAGAUACAGGUGUUGUAGAUAUGGUCUGAUAGAAGGAAAAAAGGACAAAUUUAACCUCUACACCAUCAGUAUACCUAACAAACGAUCUGCGCAGAAACCCCUUCCUUGUUUUUUAACAAUGUGGUGCAGUGAGAAAUUUACACCAAAACGUAUGGUCACUGCUGGAACAGAGGUCCUGUCAUGUCUGGCAGUGAGUGAUGACGGUGUGUACCUGGCGGUAGGAACAAUAUCAGGAAGUGUGGCUGUGUAUAUAUCCUUUAGUCUACAGAAAUUGUAUUAUAAGAAAGAGGCCCACAGUAUAUUUGUGACAGGAGUAGAAUUCAUGCCAAGUUCCGAGGGAACGCGAGAAGUGACAGGAAACCAGGACUUUACCUUAUUAAGUAUAUCGGCUGAUAACACUAUCCGCAUGCAUCAAGUAGCAGCCAGAAACUCCUACAGUGUGCUACUGAUUGUAUUGGGUGCUUUACUGAUUGUAAUCUUGCUGUUCAUGUUGCUCGGUGAGUACGGCAUCUGAGGAAAAAUGAUCUUCGUAUUUAAAACCCCAAGAAAAUCCUUGAAGUCACUGAAGGCCGGCGUAACUAAAGGCAGCUAGUAACCUGUAACCACAGGGCUGUGGAACUCGUGUAGUACUCCUGUAAUUCUGGAGCAUGAUUUGGUGUUGGUUUUAUUACUGGUUGACAUGUUGGUAUAUUUUUUUUAAGAAAAAACCUUUUGAUGUUUAAAGGAAGAAAUUAUAAUGUAACUGGUAUAAUUAUUAUAAUUAGUGCAAUCACUUUUUAAGAAAAUAUGUUUGUUGUGUAAAAGAGAAAAAAAAUUGGUAAUAUUACUGGUAUAUAAUGAUUAAUGCAAUGAAGAUUUAGAAGGGGGGUAAUGUUAUUGAUCUGGUGAUGUUUAACAGUAGGAUACAGGGAGUAAACAGAUGGUGGUUUGUGACCAGUGUCACACAGCCUGUAGGUUACAGGGUGUAGGUAACAGGGAACAUACUGUCUGGUGAUGUUUACCAGUAGGAUACAGGGAGUAAACAGAUGACUGACUGUUGACAAGUGACAUAUACCUGGGUACACAGACUGUUGAUUUGCAGAAAUAUACAAGUGUCCUAAAUAUUACUGGAAUCCAACAUCUACUCCACGGCCGUACAGCAAGGAUCUAGCAAAAGAUGUGCAAUAUGUUUUGUUAAAGGUGGUGUGCUGUUUAAACCCAAGUUUUCAUUCCAUUGUGUUUGACUGAUCUAGGUGAUAUGUAUUGUUGUGAAAUUUAACGUUCUGUCCAUACCAUCUUAAGAUUUUUUGUUACAUUUCUUAAAUAACAUCAGGCCUGAAUAUGUUAAAUGUUUUUAUUGCUUCCUUGAAUGUCCUGAUAGGAUUCAACUGAAAAAUUGAAAAUUAAAAUGACAAAUAAAAAAUUUGAACACUUUGACUGAUGUUAAAAUUACAAAAGGUCGAUAAACAUCAAAUCAGGUGGUUAUUUGUUCUACAAUUUAUUUAGCAAUGAAUAAGAUUAUGUUUUAAAUUUCCAUUUUACAAGCAAUUUGGAUCAGUGUAUAAAACUACAUUGUUUAUGGAAGCUAUGAGACAGGAGGUCAUGAAGCCAUGAAGGGUGUGAAGAUAUUGAUGGUAGUGUAUUUAACAAUGGUUUUUGUCACUACAUUGUUUAUAGAAGCUAUGAGACAGGAGGUCAUGAAGCCAUGAAGGGUGUGAAGAUAUUGAUGGUAGUGUAUUUAACAAUGGUUUUUGUCACUACAUUGUAUAUGGGGUGAAAGAUGUCAUUGAUGUGAUACCAAUGACACAAAAUGUGCUUUAGUUGAAGGUGAAAUGAAUGAUUGUGUAAACUGAGUCAGACAUAUUGUAAUCUAUUAAAAAGGAUACAAUAUAAAAUGGCUAGAAAUACUGUUUUCUGUAUGGUUUAGAAAUAUAGUUUGUUUAAUUUACUCUAUCCCCACUCAUCCCCUCUGCCUUCCCCCACUCCCUAUGUGGCUGUCCAGGGAGUUAGGUCUCCAACCAAGGGAGUUAGUCCACCAUUCCAGGGUGUUAGGUCUCCAACCAAGGGAGUUAGUCCUCCAUUCCAGGGUGUUAGGUCUCCAACCAAGAGAGUAAGUCCUCCAUUCCAGGGUGUUAGGUCUCCAACCAAGGGAGUUGGUCCUACAUUCCAGGGUGUUAGGUCUCCAACCAAGGGAGUUAGUCCUCCAUUCCAGGGUGUAAGGUCUCCAAUCAAGGGAGUUGGUCCUACAUUCCAGGGUGUUAGGGAGUUUGUUUGAGCAAAUUUCCUUCAGCUGUUUCUGUAAUUUAACAGAAAUGACUGCGCCAUUCACAUGUGAGGGCGGAGACUGUAUUCAAUGUUAAAUCCUCAGUCAGUUAGUUUAUCACUUGAGACAUCAGUGCAGACAAUAGCGAGAGCAUAGUUUCCACUUACAAUGUUGCUUUUUUUUUUUAGAUGUUUGAGCAUUUCGUAUCGGUAAGUUGAUGGAUUUCAGGAUUCAUCUUUACCACGAGUAAUAUACCUGGGCUUGGGGAACUAGAAACAUUCUAUAUCCCUGAAGCCUAUGAUUUAAUAUAUAAUAAUGUAUAUAGCUUAUUCUAUUUAUUAGGGAUUUGGGGUAGCAAUAUCUAUGUUGUAAAAUUAGAAUUAAAUUAACAUGAAAAUAUGAACUGUUUGACAUCAUUUUAACAAGUGCUGUAAGAUACAGUAACAAGUUUUGGAUGGUAAUUGCUGAAAGGUAACAUCAUAUUAACAUGUGGGCUUGGUUGAUGAUUCCUGCUUAUGGCGUUACCACACAUUCAGCUUAUUUUAUGUCUAAAGGAUGUUUUUAUAAUAGAUAAACUGAAAAAAUGUACAUGAUCUGUACUCCUUUUUCCGAUGAAAACAUAUAUUUCUUAUUGAAAAAGGUUAAGAUAGCAGGGGGACAGGAUUACCUGGGUAGCUGAUUGGUUAGGGGAUGGUUUAGAUAGCAGGGUUACUGGAUUACCUGAGUAGCUGAUUGGUUAGGGGAUGGUUUAGAUAGCAGGGGGACUGGAUUCCCUGGGUAGCUGAUUGGUUAGGGGGUGGUUUAGAUAGUAGGGGGACUGGAUUGCCUUGGUAGCUGAUUGGUUAGGGGGUGGUUUAGAUAGUAGGGGGACUGGAUUACCUUGGUAGCUGAUUGGUAAGGGGGUGGUUUAGAUAGUAGGGGGACUGGAUUACCUGGGUAGCUGAUUGGUUAGGGGGUGGUUUAGAUAGUAGGGGGACUGGAUUACCUGGGUAGCUGAUUGGUUAGGGGAUGGUUUAGAUAGUAGGGGGACCGGAUUACCUUGGUAGCUGAUUGGUAAGGGGGUGGUUUAGAUAGUAGGGGGACUGGAUUACCUUGGUAGCUGAUUGGUUAGGGGGUGGUUUAGAUAGUAGGGGGACUGGAUUACCUGGGUAGCUGAUUGGUUAGGGGAUGGUUUAGAUAGUAGGGGGACUGGAUUACCUGGGUAGCUGAUUGGUUAGGGGAUGGUUUAGAUAGUAGGGGGACUGGAUUACCUGGGUAGCUGAUUGGUUAGGGGAUGGUUUAGAUAGUAGGGGGACUGGAUUACCUGGGUAGCUGAUUGGUUAGGGGAUGGUUUAGAUAGUAGGGGGACUGGAUUACCUGGGUAGCUGAUUGGUUAGGGGAUGGUUUAGAUAGUAGGGGGACUGGAUUACCUGGGUAGCUGAUUGGUUAGGGGAUGGUUUAGAUAGUAGGGGGACUGGAUUACCUGGGUAGCUGAUUGGUUAGGGGAUGGUUUAGAUAGUAGGGGGACUGGAUUACCUGGGUAGCUGAUUGGUUAGGGGAUGGUUUAGAUAGUAGGGGGACUGGAUUACCUGGGUAGCUGAUUGGUUAGGGGAUGGUUUAGAUAGUAGGGGGACUGGAUUACCUGGGUAGCUGAUUGGUUAGGGGAUGGUUUAGAUAGUAGGGGGACUGGAUUACCUGGGUAGCUGAUUGGUUAGGGGAUGGUUUAGAUAGUAGGGGGACUGGAUUACCUGGGUAGCUGAUUGGUUAGGGGAUGGUUUAGAUAGUAGGGGGACUGGAUUACCUGGGUAGCUGAUUGGUUAGGGGAUGGUUUAGAUAGUAGGGGGACUGGAUUACAUGGGUAGCUGAUUGGUUAGGGGAUGGUUUAGAUAGUAGGGGGACUGGAUUACCUGGGUAGCUGAUUGGUUAGGGGAUGUUCACAUUGAUAAUUAAUCCUAUUCGUGGGUGCUACGAACCAGGAUAUAUGUAAACCAUAAAUACUCUACAGGGUCCUUUUAUCUUCACAAAUCAUGCCGUAAUUAUAUGAAAGCGCACUUAUUAAUCUAAAUAAUACAUGUAGAACUAGAUAUGUAGAUUAAUCAUUGCAUUUUGGUAUAUCGGUAACGUUUAUCUUACACACUUGUUUUAAAUUAUAUACUAUAGAAAUAGUACUAAACUCAGCCUAGGAUUUCAGGGACGUUCACAAUCACACAGGCUGUUCUUUUGAUAUUUUACAUAUAAAAUAUAAUCUGUCUUAUGCUGUGAAUUUUCAGAACACUUACCCAAUUUUAUUCUUAAAAGUCAAAGAUUGAUUUAUUUUUGACUGAAAUCUAGAUUGUCAUCAGACUCUACUAUGAUUUACUUCUGCUAUUUUUAUUUUUAUUUUAAUAGAGUUUCUACAAUAUUUUCUGACUUGAGUAGUAAGGGUGAAGAUUUGAUAAUAGUAAUAGUCUGUGUGACUUUAUGAGUGAACUAUAUGCAUUUGUAUAGUGGAUAUUUGGAUUGUUGUUUAUCAUUGAGCAUUUGGUUUAAGUUUCCAGAUUUGAGAGUGUUUCAUCAUCUGUCCAUAAUUAAAAAAAAAUGUCAAACAAUUGUCACAUGUAAAUGAUCUCAGCGUAUAUAUGUAUAGGUAGCCAAUGUAUUAUAAGUUCUUACACAACAAAGCUUUAUAAAAAAAAGAUCCGUUUUACAUUUGUAAUGAUGUGACCUUUACUGCUUUAUUGUAACCCUCGGUUAACGUAUAAAUCUUGACUUCAUAUAGUUUAGUGGAGUUACAAAUGAUAUGCGAUAUAAAAUGUGUCUUUAUUUUAAAUCAACCUAUUUCUAGGAAAAUCCACUUUGCUGGUCAGAGUAAAAAGUGUCUUUGUAAUAAUAAAUUAAAUCAUAGCUGUUUAUAUAUAUAGGUAGUGACCUAGUUUUGCAUUAAUGUGAAAGUAAGAAUUGUAAAUGUGAAAGCUAACCCUUAACAGUCAUUUGUGCAUCAAGUUUUUAUCUUGCAUUUGGGGAAAGGAGAAAAAUAUCAAAACAUUUGUAGACCAAUUUCCUUCUGUUGAAGCAUGCCCACUCCUGUUGAUGGUACAUAUGUAGUACAUGUAUAUUAUGAUAUUUAAAAUGGGCACAGAAAUUACCCGUAAUAUUUUUUAAGUGGAGCAAACUUGGUCAUAAAAACAAGUUAAAUUAACUUGGUUUUAUGAUCAAGUUAGUUCUUUCAAGAUUGAAAAGAUUAAAAAGUUUGAUAUAAAAGGUUUAAAAUUUGUUUUGUUCCGCUUGAUAUAUUGUAUAUAUUGUUUUAACUGAUGAUAUUUGCUUUUAAAACAUUCUCUAUGAAAGCGACGCUGAAAACAGGCAAGUUUUCCCCUGUAAUACAUGUUCUGUGUAUGGUGUCCUGAAUGUUGAAUGAAAAAUAUUUUAAAUGAGAUGUACCGGUAAUCUGUUACAAUGCUUUUACCAGAAUGUCUGGACGAAGUUAUACUUUGUGAAAAAAAUAUGUUACUCAUUUGAUGAAGUAGAUACUAUGUUGCAUUUUUUUUGUAUAUUUCCAUAUUUCAAAGAAAAUAACUUGAAUAUUGUAAUUUAUUUUAGUUUUAUUUGAACCUAAUCGGAAAGGCAAACGGCAUGCUUAUUAUGUGUCGGUGAAGGUGAAUGUAUUAUAACUUUGUAGUUCAGCAGAACUGAAAUACGAUAUCUGGAAUGUUACAGAAAACGAGCUUUUCAUGUCUUCUUUAAACUUAAGUUUUAUCAAAGGUACACAAAUCAACUGAUUAUUUAUUUUCCCUUAUGAGCCAUUUUUGGUUCCUGGGCAUCAAUAUUAUCUUAUUAUAUAUUUUUUUAAGAAAAAGUUUGUGAUCCCAAUGACUUUAAUAAAAAAAACAACAGAAAGAGGCAAUUUUAUGGCCUACAGAAGUUUGAAAAUUGAUUUUAAGAUUUCUUUUUGAAAAUUUGAUUUUAAGAAAUUGUUUCAAUCGCCAGUCUUCAGUCUAACUUGGGGAUCACAAAGAUGUAUGACUGUUUCUGUUGUAUUGGGUGCCUGAGCAGUGUACAGGUACUGAGCAGUGUACAGGUACUGAGCAGUGUACAGGUGCCUGAGCAGUGUACAGGUGACUGAGCAGUGUAAAGGUGAGAUUUAAAUCCUAGGAGGAUAACUGAUUUGAAUGAUGUUGAAAUUCUGUCUGUCGUGCGUCUGUGAUACCGGUUUUAGGGAUAUUAUUAGUAUUUGUACUUUUAUAUGUUAUCUAUUUUCAUUGUUAUUAUAUCAUGCUAUUCAUUUAUCAUGGUGAACUCCUCAUAUUAUUAAUUUUAUUAAUUUCAUCACCAGGAAUCCUCAGAUUUAAAGGAUAACUGUAGCAGGAAAGAGAGUAGUGUGCUUCCUCUGGGGAUUAAAACAGCAGCCCCCAACUUCUCAGUCCGCUGCUUUCUAUAAUAGGAAGCUAGAAGACGAUUGCAAUUGUAUAAAUGCCAAUGACCAUAUCGUGUAUGUAAUGUUGGUCUCACAGAAAUUGUUUACAAAUGACUCGGUGUUAUUUAAGUAGAUACCUGGUAUGAUCACAUAUUUCAUGGUACAAUAAUGGAAAGGUGGCAUAUUCCAAAUUUUAUUUUUCAGUUCUGAUGAUAUAACUGAGUAUACAUCUAGACCAUGUGAUGUUUAUUCUGUGGUAAAUCUCUCCAGUUUUGUAGUACUGGUUCACCAAUUCUGUCAUGAUCACUGCCAAUCUUAUAUGAUGUCACAGAUAAUUAUGUGCAACAUGUGCUAUGGAGAUAAAUCAUUACGUAAACAAA